UUCCAUGAUAUUGCCCUAAUUCGAAGCAGACUGCAUUUUGUCUGAGAAACUCUCCAUUUGGUUGCUGCCGAUCAAUUAACACGAGUCUCUUCUGCUUAAGUUCUCUAUCAUUUUACGUUACCCUUCCUUUUUGGCGCGCUUUCUCAUUGAUCAAACUAACGUGGAAGCAUUUUGAAGUGAAAUAAAAGGGCUCAAAAUGUCGCGGCUGUGGACGAGGGUCGUAGGCCUGUUCAGCAAUCGAUCAUUCGUCGGAAUGGACAAAACCGGCAAUAAAUACUUCACCAGGAUUGAGGAAAUCGACGGUAUAAUGAAGGAGAAAAGGUGGGUAAAGUUUAAAGGAGACCAGGAUCCCACGUCCAUUCCGGUUGAAUGGAUAUGUUGGCUGAAUGGGCAGCGUAAAAUAGCUCCAACACCAGAGGAAAUGGCUCUGCUGGAGGCUAGGAGGGAACAAGUUAAAAUGAAUGUUGCUCUCCUCAAAAAGGAAGAAGAGGAAAGGAAAGCUAGGGAAGGAAAAGCCCCCAAAAUUGGAAAAACUGCUGGUCCUGACUUGAAAAGUUUUAUCCAACAGUUUCCUACUGAUUCAGAAGGUACCAAAAUUGAUGCCAAGAGCAAUAAGGCCUUCGAAGGAUCAGGCGAGAAGAAAGAAGAGCCGGAGUCGUCAGAGCCUACCGGAUCUGGCGAAUCAUUCCGACCGGGAACAUGGCAACCACCAAUGUGAGUCACAUUUUCGCAUCUACAGUCACUACAAUUGUGGGAGAAUGUAUCAAAAACUUUUGAUUGCCAUCGUAGAGGUUAUAGUACUGACGAUCUAUUCAAUUUUAUCCAGUUUCGUGUUAGAAAAUUCAGUUCCUUUCUUUGCUGCCGCAAAUAAGGUCUUCCCAUUCACAUGACUAUA
Messenger RNA from Salvia hispanica, 895 nucleotides. The record is from RefSeq and is a predicted model, not a curated record. NCBI's taxonomy places the organism in Eukaryota, Viridiplantae, Streptophyta, Magnoliopsida, Lamiales, Lamiaceae.